GAGAUUGCGCACGCGCGGGCGGGCGCGCCGGUGGAGGAUCCGGGCGGUUUAGCUCCUGCUACCCCCAGUCCGUGUCUCCGCUGCUCAGCGUCGUUUCCUCUGCUGAUCUCCUGGGACUUGCCUUGUGCCUUCCGAUUGCUGUAAUUGCAUCGUUAUCUUUCUUACGGGCUAGUCUAGUGACACCGAGAGAUUCUGAGCACUCCAGGAGCUGCAGAAGGACCUAUGGGGCUGGACAUUUAUGGAGUGCUGGAGGCCUGUCUGCAUGUGGAGUGUUGACCAGUAUCCCCGAUCCCCCAUACUAGAUGCCUGAAGUGUCUCUUCUUGCCCCAUACACGGUGACCUCGUGAUCUCUCUAGACAUCGCCAGCAAUUGUGGGCCACAGGGAUCAUGGCAGGAAGGGUGAAGUGGGUCACUGACAUCGAGAAGUCGGUGCUAAUCAACAACUUCGAGAAGAGGGGCUGGAUUCAAGUGACAGAAAACGAAGACUGGAAUUUUUACUGGAUGAGUGUGCAGACCAUUCGCAAUGUGUUCAGCGUAGAAACCGGGUACCGGCUCUCGGAUGACCAGAUCGUCAACCAUUUUCCCAACCACUACGAGCUCACCCGCAAGGACCUGAUGGUGAAGAACAUUAAGAGAUACAGGAAGGAACUGGAGAAGGAAGGAAGUCCCCUGGCAGAGAAAGACGAGAAUGGGAAAUACCUCUAUCUGGACUUUGUCCCGGUCACCUACAUGCUCCCCGCUGACUACAACCUGUUUGUGGAAGAGUUCCGGAAGAGCCCAUCCAGCACCUGGAUCAUGAAGCCAUGCGGCAAAGCCCAGGGAAAGGGUAUCUUCCUCAUCAACAAGCUCUCACAGAUCAAAAAGUGGUCCCGGGACAGCAAGACAUCCUCGUUCGUGUCCCAGUCCACAAAAGAAGCGUACGUGAUCUCACUCUAUAUCAAUAACCCGCUGCUCAUCGGUGGGAGGAAGUUUGACCUUCGUCUGUAUGUCCUGGUGUCCACCUACCGCCCGCUGCGCUGCUACAUGUACAAGCUUGGGUUCUGCCGCUUCUGCACAGUGAAGUACACUCCAAGCACGAGUGAACUCGACAACAUGUUCGUCCACCUUACCAACGUAGCCAUCCAGAAGCACGGGGAAGACUACAACCACAUCCAUGGUGGCAAGUGGACUGUCAACAACCUGCGUCUCUACCUGGAGAGCACCCGAGGUCGAGAGGUGACCAGCAAGCUGUUUGAUGAAAUCCACUGGAUCAUUGUGCAGUCUCUCAAGGCCGUGGCGCCAGUGAUGAACAACGACAAGCACUGCUUUGAAUGCUACGGCUAUGACAUCAUCAUCGACGACAAGCUGAAGCCCUGGCUGAUCGAGGUUAAUGCGUCCCCAUCUCUUACCUCCAGCACUGCCAACGAUCGAAUCCUUAAGUACAACCUGAUUAACGACACCCUCAACAUUGCGGUCCCCAACGGCGAGAUUCCAGACUGCAAAUGGAACAAGUCUCCCCCCAAGGAAGUGCUUGGCAACUAUGAGAUCCUGUAUGACGAGGAGCUGGCCCAGGGUGAUGGAGCUGAACGAGAGCUUAGAAACCGCCCAGGCCAGCCAGUGGGGCCCAGAGCAGGCCGCUCAAGAGACUCAGGAAGAAAUGUCCUCACGACCUGGAAGUGAGCAGCAGUGACAAGAAGGACCCCAGCUUGGACCUUCCCACAGUUGCUCCACCCAGAUCCUGCUAAACACAUGUUUUGGACUUUCCUUUUUCUAGAGUGCUUUCCUGAGCAAACCUUGUAAAUAAAGACUCAAUGCAAGGUGGAAGAGUCCAUGUCACCAGGGCUACGCACUCACGCGUGUGUGUGCACAGACACACUCGCACAAGCUCAUGAAAAGGACAGCUUCAGUGUGUGAUGGAACUUCCUUUUGUAAAGAUUUAUUUUAUUAUUUUUUGAGAUAGGUAGCCCUGACUAGCUUGGAUCUUGCCAUGUAGACCAGGCUGGCCUAGAACUCACAGAGAUCUACCUGCCUCUGCCUCCCAAGUGCUGGGAUUAAAGGCAUGUGCCACCACA
Molecule: messenger RNA, 2051 nt
Organism: Grammomys surdaster
Lineage: Eukaryota; Metazoa; Chordata; Mammalia; Rodentia; Muridae
Gene: Ttll1
Product: tubulin tyrosine ligase like 1
Exons: 12
Coding region: 388-1659 (423 amino acids)
Biological process (GO): protein polyglutamylation; microtubule cytoskeleton organization
Cellular component (GO): cilium
Molecular function (GO): tubulin binding; tubulin-glutamic acid ligase activity
Source: RefSeq, a predicted model, not a curated record